Molecule: messenger RNA, 2855 nt
Organism: Salmo salar (Atlantic salmon)
Lineage: Eukaryota; Metazoa; Chordata; Actinopteri; Salmoniformes; Salmonidae
Product: plastin-1
Biological process (GO): actin filament bundle assembly; actin filament network formation
Cellular component (GO): cytoplasm; actin filament bundle; actin filament
Molecular function (GO): actin filament binding; calcium ion binding
Source: RefSeq, a predicted model, not a curated record
UGUGUGUGUGUGCGUGCGUGCGUGCGUGUGUGUGUGUGCGUUCAUGCAUGCCAGUGUGUGGUGAAAGAAACAGAUGACACAGCUAAAGGGUUAAUUGCUAACUCCCAGGCUGGAGCCUCUGGAGGACCACGCCCAUCCCAGAGUUCAAUGGGCCGAAGGUCUCUUGUCCUCCGCUGCUUCGGUCAAGACAGCGAGCAAGAAGACACCUGACCACCUCUAAACCUCUACCAAGCUUCUCCAGCCCUGUCUGAUCCUGUCUUCACGCGCAGCUGAACAACUCCCAGCCUCUGUUAGGCCAGUCGGCAAACCCACUCUACUCAGCCAGGAGUUACUGAACACGGGGAGCAGAGAGACCUUGGCCCCUCUCGUCCAGAACAGAACCAAACAGACACAGGCUUUUAUGAAGGUCAUCUAGACAGACUGUCCAGUAUGGCAAACAAGGUGACCCAGAUAUCACGAGAGGACCUGGAGGAGCUCCGAGAGGCUUUCAACAGGAUCGACACUGACAACAGCGGUUUUGUCAGUGACUUUGAGCUGCAGGAGCUGUUCAGAGAGGCUAGUUUCUGCAUGCCAGGCUACAGAGUCAGAGACAUAGUGGAGAUCUUCGUAGCAGGAGACACCAACAAGGACGGGAAGAUCAGCUUUGAAGAGUUUGUCUCGAUCUACCAGGAGCUGAAGAGUAAGGAGCUCAGUGAGACGUUCAAGAAAACCAUCGCCAGGAGAGAAGGGAUACAAUCCUUUGGAGGAUUGUCAGGAAUCUCCAGCGAGGGAACACAGCACUCCUACUCAGAUGAGGAGAAGGUGGCGUUUGUGAACUGGAUCAACAAGUCUCUGGCCAAAGAUGAAGACUGUAAACACCUUCUACCCAUGAACCCUGACGGAGACAGUCUCUUCAAAUCAGUAAAAGAUGGGAUCCUGCUCUGUAAAAUGAUCAACCUCUCCCAGUCUGACACCAUCGAUGAGAGAGUCAUCAACACCAAGAAACACACCACCUUUACCAUGACCGAGAACCUGAUGCUGGCGAUAAACUCUGCGUUGUCUAUCGGCUGUACCGUGGUCAACAUCGACGCCCCUGACCUGAUGGCUGGGAAACCCCACCUGGUGCUGGGGCUGCUUUGGCAGAUUAUCAAGAUAGGACUGUUUGCUGAUAUAGAGAUCAGCAGCAACGAAGCUCUUAUUAACCUGCUGUCUGAGGGGGAGGAGUUAGAGCACCUGAUGUCAUUGUCUCCUGAAGAACUGUUGCUACGCUGGGUCAACCAUCACCUAGGCAACGCUGGGGCCCAACCAAUCAGCAACUUCAGCCAAGACAUCAAGGAUUCCAGGGCGUAUUUCUACCUGUUGGACCAGAUCUCACCUAAAGGAGAGGACUUAGACGAGAUGGCCAUCCUCAUCGAUAUGACCGGCAUCAAUGAGCGUGACGACGAACGCAGGGCAGAGAUGAUGCUUCGCCAGGCAGCCCGUCUGGACUGCAGACAGUUUGUCUCUCCUAUGGAUGUGGUGUCUGGCAACAGCAAGCUGAACCUGGCCUUCGUAGCCAACCUCUUCAACACACACCCGGCCCUGAAGAGGACUAACAGCAACAACAUAGACACAGCACUCAUAGAGGGAGAAUCCAGAGAGGAGAAAACAUUCAGGAACUGGAUGAACUCUCUGGGAGUUGCUCCCUAUGUUAACCACCUCUACUGUGACCUGUGUGACGCGGUGGUGAUUCUCCAGUUGUAUGAGAAAGUCAACGUCCCUGUAGAGUGGAAAAAAGUCAACAGACCUCCAUACUCUGCACUGGGCAGUAACAUGAAGAAGUUGGAGAACUGUACCUAUGCAGUGGAACUGGGUCGGAAUAAAGCUCGAUUCUCAUUGGUGGGAAUUGGAGGAGUGAAUCUGAACGAGGGAAGUCCCAUGCACACACUGGCUCUGGUCUGGCAGCUAAUGAGGAGGUACACUCUCCAGGUGUUGUCUGAUCUAGGAGAUGGGGAGAAGAUUGGAGACCAGAUCAUAAUCAACUGGGUCAACACUCAGCUCAAAGAGGGAGGCAAGGACUCACAGAUCAGCAGCUUCAAGGAUAAGCUGAUCAGUACUAGUCUCCCAGUGAUAGACUUGUUAGACACCAUCGCCCCCAAAUCUAUCAAAGAGGAGCUGGUGAAGAGAGGGGAGCUCAGCGAUGCAGACAAGCUCAACAACGCCAAGUACGCUAUCACGGUAUCCAGGAAGAUCGGAGCCCGUGUCUACGCUCUGCCUGAUGACCUGGUCGAGGUGAAACCCAAGAUGGUUCUGACUGUGUUCGCAUGCCUGAUGGGGAGGGGCAUGAAGAAAGCUGACGGCUGAACACACACACACACACACACACACGCUCAGACACACUAACAUACACCAACAGCCUGUCCCAAUUUGCUCCAAGCCCUUUACCCUCUUCCUGUCUCCUGCUCAUCUCGUCUGUGAUUAGAUCAGUGUAUAUAAUCAGAGAAUCAGAGCACAGCUGAUUGUUCAUUAAACAUUUAUUUCAGUUAUGUUCCCAAGGAGGCACUGAUGGGUCAUUUUAAUAUCUCUAAAUGAUUCAUGUAUUAAUUCAUUCUGUAUAAAAGAAACCACAGAAUAGAAUUAUAAAUCUAUAUAGUGGAGGGGACAUGAACCCUUUGGUUUCAAUCACACACAUGCGCACAUACACACACCUUACAGAAUGAACAGUACAGACAUGCUGCAGACCUGUAAAUGUUGUGUAAUUCUCUUGACUUAGUAAACGCAAUCUACCGACGAUAACAGACUGACAUUUUGUUCAUGCAAAUUGUGUGUGUGUGGGAGGGGUGGUGCAUUUUUGAAUACUCAAUCAUAAACAUGUAUAAUAAAACCCAUUUAACAAA